AUGGCUCCUUCAGAGUACUCUAUCAGACUACAGAAGGGUAUCACAGGAGGUUUCGCACCCCCUACCCCAUCCGCGAUCUUGCAACUGGUCAAGAGCGCUGGGGAUUCGAAUAUCAUCAUCAGCGAAGCUGUCCGACCAGAUGGCCAGCCGGGAUUGCAACAGCAACCCGAGAAAACCCUUGACGCGUCAGACGGAGAGGCAGAGAGUCUUGUAACUGAGCUUUAUGAGAUUCUGAAAGACUUGCCAUUGGAGAUUCCGCCGGGGUCGGAGGAUAUCUAUCGAAUGGACACUUCUAUUGCCUGGGGCAGUGAGGAUCUGGUAUGGCAUAAUGGUGGGCCGCAGGGAUGUGUGCGAGCCACGAGCGAUGUACAGCCUUCUGAGACGGAGCGGGCCGGGUUCAGGAGGGCUGUCGAUAUAGUGUGGGAGUUGGUGGGUAUGGCGAACCCCUAG
Molecule: messenger RNA, 450 nt
Organism: Aspergillus nomiae NRRL 13137
Lineage: Eukaryota; Fungi; Ascomycota; Eurotiomycetes; Eurotiales; Aspergillaceae
Exons: 2
Coding region: 1-450 (149 amino acids)
Source: RefSeq, a predicted model, not a curated record